This is a messenger RNA of Bursaphelenchus okinawaensis, 1814 nucleotides long. Lineage: Eukaryota; Metazoa; Nematoda; Chromadorea; Rhabditida; Aphelenchoididae. The record is from the annotation of a GenBank genome assembly.
AUGCAACGCUCAAUUGUUCAAGUCGCUCGUGUUGCCACCGAAACCGUCGCUGUCGCCGCUCGUCAGGGUAAGUUGCUGGGCGUGGUAUUUUUUCAUUUUUUUGGGCUUUGGCAUAGGUUUUUGGCUACAGGCGGAUUUUUUUGGUUUAGGUAGAUUUUUGAUCGAAGAUUGAUGAAAAUUUAGUGUUUUAGGUAAUAUUUAGCACCAAUUAGGGAGUUUUUAGACAAAAACAAGUUGCCAAGAUAGGGCAUGUUUUCUUUUAAGUUUUUUACUCAGGGCAUGGGUUUUCAUCUCAGGGCGGAUCUUUUUCUGAGAUCAACCUGGUUUUAGGCCAAAAAUCUAUAAAAAUUUAGUAUUUUAGGUAAUAUUUUUAUUUUUUUCAAGGGAAAUGAAACGCGAAAGCUUAUGAAGGUUUAGGUAAUACUAUAUAAAAUGUAAAUUAAUUUUUUUGUUUUGGGUAGAUUUUUUAAUUUUAAAACUAUUUUAACCUCUAAAGAAGAGUUGAGGUGAGAGUAAGUUUAAAUGGUCAUAAAGUAAAGGGAAUUAAAAAUUUUAAAAAUUUUUUGAAAAAUUUGGCUAGGUUAUGAAAUUUUCUUUCGAAAUUUAUAAAUUUUGGGGCAGUUAUGAUUGGUUUUGGCAACUUAUAUUGAUUUAUGUGGGUAUAGGUGGAGCUGAAUUUUUUCUUUUUUCGGAUUUUUGGCUAUUCUUUGAUUAUACAAUGUCAACUCUUAUGAGAUAAGACCAUUUGUCAUUGUAAAAGUAUCGUUUCAAUGUAAAGUUACGAAAACAUUGCUAAAACAACUAUAUUUUUAGGCGAACGCCGCUUCCUGUCCACCACCACCAUCCAAGAGAAGAACAUCAUGGACAAGGCUAAGGAGACCACCGCUCAGGCCUGGGAGACGGCCAAGGAGAAGACCGAGCAGGCGGUGGAUGCCGCCAAACAAGCUGUUGGAUCGGCGUCCGACCGAAUCAAGGAAACCGCCACGGAAGCCAAGCACGCUGCCCAGGAUUCGGGACGAUCGGCCGUGAAUGAGGCCAAGGAUAAGGGCCAGACCCUGAAACAGCAAGCUCAGGAGAAGGGUCAGGACCUGAAAGAGAAGGGCCAGGAUUUGAAGGAGCGGGCCAAGGACGCCGUCUACGAGGGAAAGAAAGAGUUCAAGAAAGUAGGUAGGCUUAUGUUUUGGGUUUUUAGUGAUUUUAGGCUUAUGGGUUUCCAGGGAUUUUAGGGUUUGUGAGCUUAGGUUUGUUAUUAAGGCUUUAGGCUUUUUUUUGGGCUAGGCUCGGGUUUUUGGGAUUAUCUGCUUACUCUUUGAAUUUUAGGCUUGCUUUUGUGAGGUUAGGUUUGCUAUUGGCGCUGUAGGCUUAGUUUAUAAGUUUCGGCUUAUCUGUGGGAUUUGGUGCUUAUUUUUUGAGUUUUAGGCAUUGCUUUAAAAUUUUUAGGCUUAUAUUUUAAGUUUUAGGAUUGUUUUUGUAAUUUUAGGUCUAUUUUUUAGAUUUUAGGCUGUGCUAUAAAGCUUUUAGGCUUGUUUUUAGGGUUUUAAGCUUAAUUUUUGAUUCUUGAAGCUUAUAUUUUGAGCUUUUAGGCUUCUUUUGGGAAGGUAGGCCUAGCUUUUUCGUUGUAGGCUUAUUUUUUUGAUAUUUUAGUUUUCUGUUUUGCGUUUUUAGCUUACUUUCGGGUUCAUAGGCUUAAGCUAAUUGGUUUUUUUAAACCCAAUUGUGGUUUUUUAAAUAUUUUGAAAUUUGAAAAAUUUUUUUAUUUAAAAAUUUCAGAACUGAACAAAGACGAUGCCGAGACCCGAACCCGUUACCAGUAG